Ceratitis capitata (Mediterranean fruit fly) is the source of this 529-nucleotide messenger RNA. RefSeq lists its product as uncharacterized. The coding region runs from base 1 to 501 and encodes 166 amino acids. The record is from RefSeq and is a predicted model, not a curated record. NCBI's taxonomy places the organism in Eukaryota, Metazoa, Arthropoda, Insecta, Diptera, Tephritidae. The transcript is spliced from 4 exons.
AUGCGAGCUGUGCAAAGUGAAAAAAUUGUAAAACUGCUCGGCAUAACCUGUGAAAGCGUGCAACCGAAGUGGUCUACUUUUAGGAAAUGUCUUCUAAAGCCAUUGAAAGAUGAUGCGGCCGAAGUGAGCGUUGAAGUGGUGCUUAUCGUAAAACCAAUCAAUAACGCAACGAUUGUGGCGACAUUAGUGAAACGUGGUUAUGAAGAUCGUCGACCUUUGGUCGAUUACAAAAUCGAUUGUUGUGCCUUCUUUAGAAAGAAACGUCGUAGUUUUUUAGACAACUUCGCCUAUAAAAUUUUGGGAUUCGAUAAAUACAGUAAUAUGAAUCAUUCAUGCCCUUUUGAUCACGACUUAAUCGUGGAUCGCUAUCCAUUUAGUGGCCGUGGCCUGGGUAAAGCAACUCCGUUUGGUAAUGGUGAAUUUGCUUUAACAACACAAUGGUAUUCUUAUAAUGUAUUGAGAGCUAUUGUUGUAAUACGAAUGCUUGUCUUUGACAAAUAAGUCAGAAAUUUAAAGAAAAGAAAACAAA